This is a messenger RNA of Diospyros lotus (date-plum), 690 nucleotides long. RefSeq lists its product as uncharacterized. Bases 1 to 690 code for a protein of 229 amino acids. The transcript is spliced from 3 exons. The record is from RefSeq and is a predicted model, not a curated record. NCBI's taxonomy places the organism in Eukaryota, Viridiplantae, Streptophyta, Magnoliopsida, Ericales, Ebenaceae.
AUGUACUGUGAUGCGUCAAGAGUUGAAUUAGGAUGUGUGUUGAUGCAGCGUGGGAGAGUUAUUGCGUAUGCUUCUAGGCAGUUGAAGAAACAUGAGCAGAACUAUCCUACUCUUGACCUCAACAUUACUUGUACGGCGAGACCUACAAGAUGUUCAUGGAUCAUAAGAGCCUCAAGAAAGGCUUACGUAGUAGCAGAUGCCUUGAGUAGGAAGUCUAUAGGCAACCUUGCUCAUAUUUUCAGUUUGAAAAAACCGUUAGUGGAGCAGUUACAUAGUUUAGAACGAAGUGAUGAACGUUUAGAGAUAUCUGAUUCUCAAGGAUUUUUGGCGCAUAUCAAGCUUAGGUCUACCUUGAUGAAGGAGAUUAAGGCGGCUCAAGUUAAGGACUCUAGUCUAGCCAAGAUCAUUAAGGAUGUCAGAGAAGGUAAGGCGUUGGACUUUUCUGUUGACCCUUCUGGAGUGUUGAGAUUCAGGACUCGGCUUUGUGUCCCCGAGGUGGACGAGUUGAGGAGUAAGAUCCUUAGGAAGGCUCAUCACUCUCGAUUUGCCAUUCACACAGGGACUACUAAGAUAUCUCCAUGCUUUAGCCCAGAUCUGGUUGGCCAAAGCAUGGAGAUCGUCCAGAUAGUUCGUGAUAGGCUUUUGACAGCUCAGAGUCAUCAGAAGUCGUAUGCAGAUCGUAGACGUUGA